Nicotiana attenuata is the source of this 435-nucleotide messenger RNA. RefSeq lists its product as uncharacterized. The record is from RefSeq and is a predicted model, not a curated record. The coding region runs from base 1 to 435 and encodes 144 amino acids. The transcript has a single exon. Lineage: Eukaryota; Viridiplantae; Streptophyta; Magnoliopsida; Solanales; Solanaceae.
AUGGGAUCUUCUGCAAAAGAACUACCGGCCACUAACAAGAUGAAUAUGAAGGGAGGACCAACACUGACUCAUCAUCACAAACUAGCCCUAAUAGCUCCAGUUUCUGAAGAGGAAAUCCAACAAGGCCUUGAUUCCAUAGGUGAAGACAAAGCUCCUGGGAUAGAUAGGUAUAAUGCUAAUUUCUUCAGAAAAGCAUGGGGUACCAUUAAAGAAGAGGUGCGUGAAGCAGUAAAAGAGUUUUUCACCACUGGGAAGUUGUACAAUGCCAUCAACUGUACAACUAUCAUAUUGCUACCAAAAAAUGACAAGCCCAGAACACUGAUGAAGUAUAGACCAAUAGCUUGUUGCACUGUUAUGUAUAAACUGAUCUCAAAAGUUAUAGCAGCAAGGAUUCAAAUAGUCAUUGCCUCUAUAAUUAGUGAGUCACAAGCAUGA